Gymnogyps californianus (California condor) is the source of this 830-nucleotide messenger RNA. RefSeq names its product scale keratin-like. Gene Ontology annotation, molecular function: structural constituent of cytoskeleton. The record is from RefSeq and is a predicted model, not a curated record. The coding region runs from base 1 to 474 and encodes 157 amino acids. NCBI's taxonomy places the organism in Eukaryota, Metazoa, Chordata, Aves, Accipitriformes, Cathartidae. Gene Ontology annotation, cellular component: intermediate filament. The transcript has a single exon.
AUGUCUUGCUACGACCUGUGCUCCACCUCUGCCUGCGGCGUCUACCGCCCCCAGCCCCUCGCUGACAGCUGCAACGAGCCGUGCGUCCGUCAGUGCCCUGACUCCACGACCGUGAUCCAGCCGCCUCCAGUCGUCGUCACCUUCCCCGGCCCCAUCCUCAGCUCCUUCCCCCAGGAUUCGGUUGUGGGAUCCUCUGGAGCACCUGUCCUUGGGGGCUAUGGGGGCUACGGGGGCUACGGGUCCCUGGGUUAUGGGGGUCUGUAUGGCUAUGGGGGCUACGGGUCCCUGGGCUAUGGAGGUCUGUAUGGCUAUGGGGGCUAUGGCUCCCUGGGCUAUGGGGGUCUGUACGGCUAUGGAGGCUCUCUUGGUUAUGGGGGUCUGUAUGGCUGUGGUAGACCCUAUGGUUCUGGCUAUUGCAGCCCUUACUCCUACUGGCACAACAGGUACAGCCGUGGCAGCUGCGGGCCCUGCUAAAUCCUACAGAAAUAUCCCCUGAGUAAGGAAUAACCUGCAACUGAGAGAUACAAUCUUGAUCCACAACAGUGGUCCCAAAGGAGAUGUUGUGAAGUCCUGAUCACUGCCACCCCACUGCAGUGGAGCUGGGAGCACACAGCACAUCCUUAAUUUCUUCACCCUCUACUUGUGGUCUUUUCCAUCUAUGUGUAUAAUGGGCGGGAUAAAACAAGUAAUUUAUAUUCUUAUAAAAUUGCACUUCACUGUCCAACCGAAGAAGAAAUAUGGACGGAAUUGCCUGCACUCUGAUGCAUAUUCUUGAUAUUCUACAAUGCUUUUCUGUGAAUGUUUAUUUCUCAUUAAAAUGAUUCUACUCU